Messenger RNA from Pungitius pungitius (ninespine stickleback), 1760 nucleotides. RefSeq lists its product as uncharacterized. NCBI's taxonomy places the organism in Eukaryota, Metazoa, Chordata, Actinopteri, Perciformes, Gasterosteidae. Gene Ontology annotation, biological process: positive regulation of isotype switching; negative regulation of double-strand break repair via homologous recombination; positive regulation of double-strand break repair via nonhomologous end joining. The record is from RefSeq and is a predicted model, not a curated record. The transcript has 2 exons. The coding region runs from base 723 to 1517 and encodes 264 amino acids.
UUUGUGUUGUUGGACUCUACGUUGUUGUUACUAAGGUUACCUGUUGGAAACCGGCGCCACCAUGUUUUUCUAGCUAGCUCUUUAGCUUCGUUUAAUUAUCAACAGUCGACCGCUAGCGUUAUAAGCUAAAAACAUUAGAAUACUUCCUUGGUGGAUGUCACCUCUGAUAUGUUUGACUUUAAGUUGCUGUCCAUUGAUCUCCGUUAACUGUCAUUUUCACGUCUAUAGGUAAAAAUGUUGGAUCGUAAACAACCAUUCAGUGUUUAAAUUAUUAGGAGAGGAGCUAAUAGCGUUAGCAGCUAAGCUAAAAGCUAACCAACGGGGGUUACUUCAUCAUGAUGCGUUCAGGCUCUACUCUAAUGAGGACGUUAUGUUUUGAUGUGUUCACGUGUCAUCUGUAAUAUAUAUUUAUAUAGCUUUAGUCAUUAGAUUCCAGAGGUUUUCACCUGAAUAUAAAAUAGAUAUUAGUGAUCCUAACGCUGAAUUUUAAGCAUUCAAAAACAACGAGGACAAUUUUUUUAUUCCUGAGCUUUUAAAUCGUUUGUUUUUUAUAAAAACAAGAACUAUAGAUUACUAAACUAUUUGUUAAGGUGAUGUCAUGAAUAGAUAUUGUGUGACCAGCUAAUAUCCAGAGAUCUAUCUGUUAAUAUCGACCAUCGAUGAUCAAUAAUUAGUAUCAACAGAAAUAAAACGUAAUCUAACAUUUUUGUCCUUUGUUCUAAAUGUUCUGCAACUUUGAGAGUAACCAGGGUUCUAAUGGACUUGCCACAGGCUCCCAUCAUGCUUUGCUUUGUGUUACUGGAACGGAGGCCGAUGAGGAGGAAGCGGGGGGCGGUCCUGUGACCCGGAUGGCGGAUGUGGUUCUGCACUACCGCCCUGGAUCGGUUGCCGGGCUCAGCGGGCUGCUGGAGCGGGCCGAGAGGCUCCUGGAGUCCUUCCCCUGCAGGACUCCUCCCGUCUUCACGCCAUGGUCUCCCGUUGCUGCUGACCGCCACCUGCCCAUCAGACCCGCCAAACCGCCACCCGUCAUCACCGGCCCACCGCACCGGCUCCCCCCUGAAGGCAGGAGGCACUUGCCACGAGAACCAGAGGUUCCCCGCCUCGCUGCUGAGGGACAUCACGACGGCCGCCCAGCCCUGCAGGCGCCGCUCAAGCGCUCGUGGAGCGUCUUCACUCAGAGCAGAGUUCUGCAGGACGAGUCGCUGUCCAAAGAGUUCCGUGGCGUGGUCGCCGCCUUCAAGCUCCACCUCCACCAGAGGGCCAAGUGGGUGAUUGGACGGCACAACUGUGGAGGGGGCGGAGACAUCGAGCAGGUGUGGCGGACUCUGAACCAACACGCCCGGAGCUCCAGGCUGUCGAUGUGCAACGCCAACAUCCGGCGGGAGCGGGCGGAGAUCUGGGUGUUCUGCGACGUGGUCCGAUCAGAGGAGGUGGGCCGCUUCCUGAAGGAGGAGCUGCAGCUGUCAGGGAGAAUCGAGCUGUGUGUUCACCGCCGAGGGAACGUCUUCAGCGUGUAGACGAGUCUCCGCUGGUCCAGACGGUUUUAAUGUGCAAACACUGAGCUGGAUAUGAAUGCACAUGAAGACACAACGGAACAUUUGACCAUAUUUACAUUCUUUAUCUCUCUACUACAGCAGAACUCCAUUAUUAUUUGUGAAAAUAAUUCUGCUUUUUCUACAUUCAUGAAUUUGAGAUGAGAUCUUAUUGAUUGUAUUGUCCUGCUGCUCUCUGAUGUAAAUAAAGGUCUAAUGUUUUUUUAA